GCUCCCAUGACUAGGAGUAUAGGACGUGGAAGCUACCUAGAAAUUCCCAUUUUCCUGAGAAACAAACACUAGAUUUUAAAACGUAUUAGUAGAAUGUGUCGUUCCCAAAAGCAUAUUUCCGCGGAAAAUGUUUCCAACUCAGGGAGAGGCCGAGGUCAAAUGACCCAAAAAGCUAAGCAGGAAAAAGAUCUUUGGACUCCAAUGUGAAAUGGCGCCAUAUCAUUCCUCUUAAGGCUGGAAGAUUUUUGUUGUUGUUGUUCUUCUUCUUUAUAUAAGUCCUCCAAUGCAUAACCCAGGACCCAUAAUCCCACUCCAGAAUCCAUAAUUCAUUCCAUCUUCUCUUGGGCAUUUUUCUCAUUGUUUUGGUGUACCAUGGGUUGCGAGAAGAUCACAUGGAGACGCAUUUUCUCUUGUUAUUUCACGACCAGGAACCAGAACCCCUUGCCGGCGCCGGAGCAGAAGGACCAAGUUUCGAAGCAGCAGUCCCCUCAAUCCUCCUUCCGGAGGAUAUCACUCUCAGAUUUGAGCGACCCCAGCUCGACGCUAUCCUUCAGCGACCUCUCCGGUUCCGUCAUCGGAUCAAACCUCCAUAUCUUCACUCUGUCGGAGCUGAAGGUAAUCACCCACGACUUCUCGUCCAGUAAUUUUCUUGGGGAAGGAGGAUUCGGACCGGUAUACAAGGGGUUCAUCGAUGACAAGUUCAGUCCUGGGUUUAAGGCUCAACCCGUGGCUGUUAAAUUGUUGGAUUUGGAUGGCACACAAGGCCAUAGGGAGUGGCUGACGGAGGUCAUCUUCCUGGGGCAGCUGCGGCAUCCCCAUCUGGUUAAGUUGAUUGGGUAUUGCUGCGAGAAUGAGCAGAGGCUUCUGGUGUACGAAUACAUGGUGAAGGGAAGCUUGGAGAACCAGCUGUUUAGAAGGUACUCUGUAGCCUUGCCAUGGUCAACAAGAAUAAAAAUUGCCGUGGGAGCUGCGAAGGGUCUCGCCUUCCUCCAUGAAGAAGAGAAACCAGUAAUCUUUCGGGAUUUUAAAGCUUCAAACGUAUUGUUGGACUCUGAUUACAAUGCUAAGCUCUCAGAUUUUGGGCUUGCAAAGGAUGGACCAGAGGGAGAUAACACACACAUUACGACCCGUGUCAUGGGCACACAAGGCUAUGCUGCUCCCGAGUAUAUCACAACAGGUCAUUUGACAACAAUGAGCGAUGUGUUCAGCUUUGGAGUAGUCCUGUUAGAGCUUCUAACAGGUAGAAGAUCCAUGGACAAGAACCGUCCUAGCAGGGAGCAGUGGCUGGUAGAUUGGGCAAGACAUCUUUUGAAGGAUCCCCAGAAGCUCGAACGUAUCAUGGAUCCUAGGCUCGAAGGGCUGUACUCAAUGGAGGGGGCGAAGAGGGCUGCUGCAGUGGCUUAUCUGUGCUUGAGCAGUCACCCCAAGUCCAGACCCACAAUGACUGGUGUGGUCAAGACCUUGGAGCCUCUCAUGGAUUUGGAUGACAUCCCCACUGGACCCUUCGUGUACAUUGUUCCAACUGAGAGCGAGAAGGGUAAAAAUGAUGCACCCAAGAAGAAGGAGAAGAGCGGAGAAAGGCAGCUGGAAAUGAAAGAUGUCCACCACAAGGGAGAAGUGCAGGUGGAAAAGAAUGAGGAGAAGCAGGAGGAAAUGAAGGAAGAAGUCCACCGCAGGCAUCAAAAGAGUCACAGGCACGGGAAGAGAAUGAGAUCAUUCAGGUCUCGUGCUGUUCACUCUGAUACUGCCUUGUAUAGAACUCUUGCAAUUGCAAAUGGUUUGAAUUCUCCCAAGCACCAACGGGAAAGACAAUAGACUAAUGGAAUAGAGAAUCUGCAAGCUCCUAUUUUUUUUUUUCCUCCCAUUCAGCAGUACAAUCAGGAUUUUGGUAAUGUCUCUUAUUCAAAAUAUACAUGUAUACAUACAAUGUAUUUUCACUUCCACAAUCGUAAAUUAUAUGGGUGUAGCAGCAAAGUUUCAAA
This is a messenger RNA of Malania oleifera, 1982 nucleotides long. Its product is annotated as probable serine/threonine-protein kinase PBL12. Gene Ontology annotation, biological process: protein phosphorylation. The record is from RefSeq and is a predicted model, not a curated record. NCBI's taxonomy places the organism in Eukaryota, Viridiplantae, Streptophyta, Magnoliopsida, Santalales, Ximeniaceae. Gene Ontology annotation, molecular function: ATP binding; protein kinase activity. The coding region runs from base 373 to 1815 and encodes 480 amino acids. The transcript is spliced from 5 exons.